This is a messenger RNA of Eutrema salsugineum, 2776 nucleotides long. Its product is annotated as pre-mRNA-processing factor 39. Gene Ontology annotation, biological process: RNA processing; mRNA 5'-splice site recognition. The coding region runs from base 178 to 2481 and encodes 767 amino acids. The transcript has 14 exons. NCBI's taxonomy places the organism in Eukaryota, Viridiplantae, Streptophyta, Magnoliopsida, Brassicales, Brassicaceae. The record is from RefSeq and is a predicted model, not a curated record. Gene Ontology annotation, cellular component: U2-type prespliceosome; commitment complex; U1 snRNP. Gene Ontology annotation, molecular function: protein binding.
UUAAAUCGGUUUGGUUUGUUCUCUUCUUCGCAACCUACGCGCUCUUUCAGUGAGCGAGAAGCAAAUCCGAAGGCAGGAAGCUUUUUAUUUUUCUUCACUGAAUCAGUUUCCGAGGAGAAGAGUUUCUGAUUCGUAAUUUUAAGCGAGUAAUUAAGAGAUUUCGAGUUUUCCAAAGUUAUGGUGAACAGUGAAACCAUGGUUGCAGAGGCAUCUGGUGUUGUGGGUUAUACUUCUGCUGGCUAUACCUCUGCUCAGAAUGGAGAUUAUAAUGCGUCUGUUGCUCAUGUGGAAGUAGGGAAAGAGAAAGCUGGUCCUAUAAGCCACAACGAUGCAGCAAAUGUUGAUUCUUCUCAAUCGGCUAAUGAUAAAGCUUUGGUCAAAGGGACUGAUACUGAAGCUGGUAACGUUACACCAAUUGCAACGGAUAACACGGCUCUAACAGCUCCUGCAUCUGAGCAUGGAUACUCUUCUGUGGCUACUCUUUCACCAGAAGAGGAGCGCUUAUGGAAAAUUGUAAGAGCUAACACCUUACAGUUCAAUGCUUGGACUGCCCUGAUCGAAGAGACAGAGAAGAUAGCUCUGGACAACAUAGCGAAACUCCGAAAGGUCUAUGAUGCAUUUCUAGCUGAAUUCCCUCUAUGUUAUGGGUAUUGGAAAAAGUAUGCGGAUCACGAGGCUCGGGUAGGGGCAAUGGACAAAGUCGUGGAAGUUUAUGAAAGAGCAGUGCAAGGAGUGACAUAUUCCGUAGACAUCUGGUUGCAUUAUUGCAUUUUUGCCAUCAAUACAUAUGGAGAUCCGGAGACAAUUAGACGACUUUUUGAGCGAGGAUUGGGUUAUGUUGGCACUGAUUUUCUGUCCUGCCCACUGUGGGACAAAUACAUUGAGUACGAGUACACGCAGCAGGAUUGGUGCCGACUUGCAGUGAUAUACACCAGAAUACUAGAGCAUCCAAUUCAAAACAUCGAUAGAUAUUUUAGUAGUUUUAAGGAAUUAGCUGAAACACGGCCACUAUCGGAACUAAAGAGUGCUGAGGAAGCUGCGGCUGCAGGGGGUACUAGUGAAAGCGUACCAUCUGAUUCUGGAGAAAAGGCAGAUGAAGAACAAUCUCUGAAGUCAGAAAAAACUGCUGCAUCUGACCCAGAGGAGCUGAAGAGAUAUAUCGACAUCAGGGAAGACAUGUAUAGAAAAGCUAAAGAGUUCGAAUCUAAAGUCAUUGGCUUUGAGAUGGCUAUAAAACGGCCCUAUUUCCAUGUGCGGCCUCUCAGUGUUGCAGAGUUGGAGAAUUGGCAUAGUUAUCUGGAUUUCCUAGAACGUGAUGGAGACUUUAAUAAGGUAGUGAAGCUGUAUGAAAGAUGUCUGAUCGCAUGUGCAAAUUAUCCUGAAUAUUGGAUUCGGUACGUAUUAAGCAUGGAAGCAAGUGGAAGAGUGGAUCUUGCAGAUAAUGCCCUUACUCGAGCAACUCAAGUUUUUGUCAAGAGACAACCAGAGAUUCACCUUUUUGCUGCUCGAUUAAAGGAGCAGAAUGGGGACAUAACUGGUGCGAGAGCUGCAUAUCAACUUCUGCACUCUGAAAUUUCUCCUGGCUUUCUUGAAGCGAUAGUAAAACAUGCAAACAUGGAACAACGACUAGGGAAGCUGGAUGAUGCUUUCACUUUGUAUGAGGAAACGAUUGCUAUUGAAAAGAAGAAGGAACAAUCUACAAUACUUCCGAUGUUGUAUGCUCAGUAUUCACGGUUUUCAUUCUUGGUUUCUGGGGAUGCGGAGAAAGCUAGGAAGAUUUUAGUCGAGGCACUUGACUACGUACAACCAUCAAAACCUCUCUUAGAGGCUUUGAUUCAUUUUGAGACGAUCCAGUCGCCACCAAGGCAGAUUGAUUACCUAGAGCCACUUGUCGAGAAAGUAAUAAGACCAAAUGCAGACACGCAAAAUAUUGCUAGUCCCACUGAGAGGGAAGAGCUAUCAUCAAUCUAUAUUGAGUUCCUCGGCCUAUUUGGAGACGUUAAGUCCAUAAAAAAAGCAGAAAAUCAACACGCCAAACUCUUUCAACCUCAUCGACGUACACCGGAGCUGAGAAAGCGUAGCGCAGAAGAUUUUCUAUCUUCAGACAAGUCUAAGAUUGCAAAAACGUACGAUGGGACCACCCCACCUGUUCAGCCAGUUCCAAAUGGGCAGAGUCAGUGGCCUGCUAACUAUGCAGCACAGCCUCAGACUUGGCCACCCGCACAAACUGUUCCUGCACAGCCUCAACAAUGGAAUCCUAGUUAUGGCCAACAGGCAGCUUAUGGUGCAUAUGGUGGUUAUCCUGCUGGCUAUACCGCACCACAGGCAACGCAAGCCGCUGCUUAUGGUACAUAUCCUUCACCAUAUCCUGCUCAGACGGCUCAAAGUUAUGCAGCUCCAAGUGCAGCUGCAGCCAUAGCUCCGGUUGCAGCUCCGGUUGUGCCUGUUCCUCAAGCAUACUACGGUUCUUACUAUGGUUAACUCCACCGUGACCUGACCAUCGGCUACAUUAGUGUUUCUCUCUUGUGUCUUAAUGUUAUUCUAUUUACUCUGUUCUGUAUUACUGAGACAUUAGUUUAGUCAAAAAAGAGUAAACGUCUCUCUUCGAAAUCUUCUGGUAAUGGUCUAAAGUAUGUUCAUUCGUCUUAUGAAGAAACGGAUUUUUUUUUUUAGAAGGAUAUGUUUGGCCUUCUUCAGUUGGUUGAUCCUAUUGGGUGUGUGUAGGUAAUCGGUCGGUUAUGUUGCAAAAUUAUUAAGCGUUUGGGUUUGUUUUAGC